Bradysia coprophila is the source of this 3833-nucleotide messenger RNA. It is a transcript of the gene VGAT, whose product is annotated as vesicular GABA transporter. The record is from RefSeq and is a predicted model, not a curated record. Gene Ontology annotation, cellular component: vacuolar membrane. Gene Ontology annotation, biological process: amino acid transmembrane transport. Gene Ontology annotation, molecular function: L-amino acid transmembrane transporter activity. NCBI's taxonomy places the organism in Eukaryota, Metazoa, Arthropoda, Insecta, Diptera, Sciaridae.
UCGAAACUUUCAUUACACAUAUCCUUUCAUUUUUACCGUGUGUCGAAUUUUUCCAAUUUUUCGUCAUCAAAAUUCAUUCGUAGAAUCGUCAAAAUACGAAAAUAAUUGCAUUUUGUCAGUGACUAUGUGGAAAAUGUUUUUAAUUUAUCAAUUACGGUGCUCGUUGUAGACAAAUUUUCCGUUCCAAUUUUCCUCGUUUCGUCUGUUCGAAUAGUUAUUUUUGCUUCCAUUUCAUUUAAAAGGAAAAAAUCGAUACUUUCGGUAGUGUUAAUGUAGGAGAUUGUGGUGUGGAUAUUGUGAAUUAUACGAAGAGUAUAAAUUAAGUUCAUCGAUCAACAAAAGAAAAAUGGUUUAAGACCCUAAGACAUAAGAAAAUCACAACAGUCUUCCAAAUAUAUCUAAAUUAAGAUUUUAGUGUAGGGAUAAAGUUAAAUUCUAAUUAUAAAAAGUCAAAAGUAGAAAAGAAAAAUUGAAUUCCGAUGGCAUUUUUGAAUAAAAUCCGAUCUCUACCGUUACCACCGGUAAAGAAUGUAUUGAAUGUGGCCAUGCAAACAGCUCGACAAAAUAUACCGGGGCAAAAUAAAAGUGAAUAUGAACAACCGUAUGGUCCACCGCCAGUUCCACCUAGGCCACAGAGUGUCCGAUUCGCCGAUCAAGAAGGUGCUCCCAUGGAAACUCAUGAGUUAAAUCCAUUUGGCAAUCCAAAUAACCCAAAUAAUCCGUUUGGAAAUCCAAAUGAUUACGCACAAAACGGAAGUCAAGGCGGCUAUGUGGCCAACACUUCAUUCGUUGAAUACGAUCAGGGAUAUCAGCAGGGCGGCAAUUUUCCACAUAGACAAGACAGUUUAGCAUCAACGGAAAGCUCUUUCGCAUGUGUAGCAGAAGGUGGAAGUGAGAAAAUAAAUGAAUUUCAAGCUGCUUGGAAUGUUACAAAUGCCAUCCAGGGUAUGUUUAUCGUCAAUUUGCCGUUUGCUGUACUCAGAGGUGGUUAUUGGGCAAUCGUUGCUAUGAUCGGAAUAGCGCACAUUUGUUGCUACACGGGAAAGAUUUUAGUUCAAUGCCUUUAUGAGCCUGAUCCAAAUACUGGCGAACCAGUUCGAGUACGUGAUAGUUAUGUUGCAAUUGCAAAAGUUUGUUUCGGUCCAAAAGUUGGUGCCCGGGCCGUUAGUAUUGCUCAAAUAAUUGAGUUGUUAAUGACAUGCAUUCUGUACGUUGUCGUUUGCGGUGACUUGAUGGCUGGAAUCUUUCCGGAAGGAGCUAUGGACUCAAGAUCGUGGAUGAUGUUCAUCGGCAUUUUCCUCAUACCGUUGGCUCUACUGAAGACCUUGCACAUGGUGUCAGUUCUAUCGUUCUGGUGUACGAUGUCGCAUUUAGUUAUCAACGCAUUGAUUCUCGGCUACUGCAUCCUCGAAAUCGGCGAUUGGGGAUGGUCGAAGGUAAAAUGGAGCAUCGACAUGGAAAACUUUCCGAUCUCGUUGGGCGUAAUCGUAUUCUCGUACACUUCGCAAAUCUUUCUGCCGACGCUGGAAGGGAACAUGAUCGACAAAUCGAAAUUUGAAUGGAUGCUUGAUUGGUCUCACAUUGCAGCUGCGGCGUUUAAGUCUCUGUUCGGGUACCUUUGCUUUCUGACCUUCCAAAACGACACGCAACAAGUCAUUACAAACAAUCUCCAUUCGACUGGAUUCAAGGGAUUCGUGAACUUUUUCCUCGUUGUUAAAGCCAUUCUCAGCUACCCGCUGCCCUAUUAUGCCGCCUGUGAAUUGUUGGAACGUUCGUUCUUUCGUGGUAAGCCGAAAACGCCUUUUCCAUCCAUUUGGGCACUGGACGGUGAACUGAAAUUGAUGGGCUUUGCAUUUCGUGUCGGUAUAAUCAUCGUAACGGUUAUGAUGGCUUGUUUCAUUCCGCAUUUUUCGAUUCUGAUGGGACUGAUCGGUAGCUUCACCGGGACGAUGUUGAGUUUUAUUUGGCCGUGCUACUUUUACUUGAAAAUUAAAGGCCACCUGCUGGACCAACAGACACGUGCGUACAAUUAUUUUAUUAUUGGCCUGGGUGUGCUGUUUGGUGUUAUUGGCAUUUAUGAUUCGGGUAAUGCGUUGAUUAAAGCGUUCGAAAUUGGAUUGCCGUUUUAAGGACGCAUCGGAAAUUAUUUGAAUUUGUUCGGACACAAGUUCAUCCGAUUCGUAUUGGUUUUCGAUAUUUUCUUGGCCGUUGAAGCUAUUCCCAGUUCACUUAAUGCUUGAAACGAAUCGAUUGUAACUUCCAGACCCGACAAAAAAUAUUUUUUAAUUCUGUUUUAAAUGAGGUUUUAUGGCAACAAAACGAUUGAACGAACCCUGAACUUAGGGUGAAUUUGUGAUCCACUUUGUUCUUUAUACAACAAGCUAAAGCCGCUACGGCUAACCUACUUAGCUUUCCACCGAAUUUAGUAUAACAAACAAGCCAGAGGUUGAUAAGGUCAACGUCAUGCUUCAAUUCGAAUUUGAUUGAUGGGAUUGAUGACGUAAUUUGCAUGAUGGACUUAGUGAAAACUUAAACAAAAGAAUUUUCACUAAGUCUGUUAUGCAAAUUACGACAGUGCAAUCCCUAGACAUUAAUAUAUCUUUCAUAGAUUGUCAUUCAGGUGUCGCCAUUAUUUUCGUGAAUUUAUCGAAUCAAAUUUAUAUUCGCAUAGAAUUGUACAACCAUCGUCAGGAUUGCCUGAAAUUAAGAGCAAUAGACCCUCUGCAAAUUUGUAGCCUACAUUUAGGCGGAAAAUAUUCGUUUUUUGAUGAUUUCUCUGAACCAAAAUCUUUUUUGAAGCAUUUUUGCGUUACUUUGAAAGGAAAAAUUGGUUUGUGGUUGAUGACUUAAUCCAAUUGGAGAAAUCUCUGCUAGUUAUAUAACUUUACACAAUCUGCAAGGGUUGUCACCCACAAACCAACUUUUUCUUUAAAAGUAACACAUUUUUGCGUGUUUUGCUUCAAUGGCUUUACUUUUUCUAAAAAAGAUUUUAAUUCAGAGAAAUCAUCAAAAAAAACGAAUGUUUUCCCCCCUGAAUGUAGGCACAAAUUUGCAAAGAGUCCAUUGCUCUUAACUCAAUUAGGAACGACUAUUUCAACCAUUUCAACGCAGAAUAUUAUUCUCAUCUAAAAGUUGAUCUACAACAUGUAUCUGAAGAUUUUUGUAUAGAAAAUUCAUUUUGUCAUACUAGUGCGUGAUAAUGCCGAGAGUAACAUGACUAAAGGGUGUAACUACCAUAUCUCUGAAAUUCCUCUGCCGAUUAUCACAAAAAAAAUUCCUGAAAGCUGGAGUUUUUUGUGCUUUUUGAGCCUCAUACAAAGUCAAUCCGACUGAUAGUUCGAAAGAUAAUGACUGACAAAUCCGUUGUUAUGCAUGAAGUGACAUAAAAAGGGUUUUCAAAUUGAAAAAUCAUCUCUGAAAUGUUUUACAACAUUUCCUGCGUUCAAGUCAGCAUAAAAUUGUUCACUACGCAGGCGAGAAAAUAUCCACUUUAUCACCUUCAGCUGAUACUCCGUGGUCGUUUGUUUUGAAAAACAUUGUGUUGACCGCGAGAAAAAAAGCUGUCCAAAAACAUCACCCUCAAAAUUUCCAACUUUUUUUUUCUCGCUGAACAAUUAGUUAUUUACAUGAUCUGGUUUUUACUAGGGUCGAAAGAAGCUUAUUACAACCCUUGGGAUGAAAAGUGAAUUGAUUUUAAGCUUACUAUUUUAAUAGCAAUAAAUUCUUAUAAACAUUUUGUUAUAUUGUGAGAUCGAUUGUCAUUCUUUUCGCCAACAACUUGUUUUAAUUAAGAGGAAUCAACACACCGCUAAAUUGUCGCCUAAAUUUGUGCG